UCGGGGAUCUAUGUGUGCGCGUCGCGUCACGCCCCGCUGCCGUGGCUGUGGUUGCGACCCUGGAGGAGGAGGCAGAGGGGGGAAGCACCGUGGAAAACGUCGUCCGCUCGCCCGCGCCUCCGCCGCCUCAUGCCGUGGCGCCGUCCUUCCGCCAGCCCGGGAACCUGCAUGGUCGGGCAUGGGGAGCGCUGUGCCCUCCCGCGCCCCCAGGGCUGAGGCGCCGCUCGCCAUUCUGCGGCGGCUGCUCGCCGCACUGGGGCUGCUGCUGCUGCUGGGCGCAGGUGACUGUGAGCUGCACACAUCUUGUGGAAUCCAGAAGUGCACCACUGAUUUUGUAUCCUUUACCUCACAUCUAAACGCAGCUCUUGAGGACUUUGAUUUGGAAUUCUGCAAGGCCCUGCGGGCAUACUCUGUGUGUACCUAUCGCAAUGCCAAAGUAUGCCGUGGAAACCUAGUCUACCAUUCUGCAGUGCUUGGGAUCGGUGAUCUCAUGACCCAGAGAAACUGUACCAAAAAUGGACCCAUAUCCUCCACCAACUCUGAAAUGACCCAUGAUCUUUGCAACUACAGUGGCCACACAGAAGCAAGAGAACAUCAGGGGGGAGAGGAGAUACCUCCUCCUACUUACCUGUUUUGUGGUUUGUUUGGGGAUCCUCAUCUGAGGACUUUUAAGGAUCACUUCCAGACAUGCAAAGUGGAAGGUGCUUGGCCCCUCAUAGACAAUAAAUACUUAUCAGUGCAAGUGACCAAUGUGCCUGUGGUCCCAGGAUCCAGCGCUACUGCUACAAACAAGAUAACUAUUAUCUUCAAAUCAUACCAAGAUUGUACAGAUCAGAAAGUAUAUCAAGCAAUGACUGAUGAUUUGCCUGCAGCUUUUGUUGAUGGUACAGCAAGUGGAGGAGAUGAGAACACCAGGGGCUUGCACAUUGUGGAGAAAGUCAGUGGCAAAUAUAUUGAGAUGCAUGCAAGGUACAUCGGAACCACAGUGUAUAUCCGCCAGCUUGGGCACUACCUGACCCUGGCCAUUCGCAUGCCCCAGGAGUUGAUCAUGGCCUUUGAGGAGAGCCAGGAUCUGCAGCUGUGUCUGAACGGCUGCCCUUCCAGUGAACGUAUUGAUCAGAGUGGCUACUUGCCAUUGCCUGUGAUGGGAAAGCUGCUUCCUUGGGGUACUGCAUCUCAUCCCCGAUCAGGGUACACACUGGAAACAGCCACCACCAAAUGCCAUGAGAAGAUGCUUGUGAAGGACAUCUAUUUUUACUCAUGUGUAUUUGAUCUACUCACCACUGGCGAUGACAACUUCACGGCUGCUGCUCACAGCGCCUUGCAGGAUGUGGAGGCACUGCACCCCAGCAAAGAGCACUGGCAUAUCUUUCCCAGGAGUGGAAAUGAUGGUGUGGGCAGGGAUAGCAAAUUCUUUGUCAGUCUUGGACUUCUAUGCUUGAUCCUUGUUCCAUAUUUGUACGAUUUUUUUAGACUCUUAACAAAAUUUUGAAAUAUAUAUUGUCAUAAUAUAUUGAGUUAAGAGGAAUAUGUAUGUAUAUACCAUGUAUAUGAAGGAAUGUUUUGUCUUGCGGCAUCAAUCAGAUAGGAUGUUCACUGUUUUCAUGUAUGUUUGAUUCAGUAUUCUAGGUAUCUCUUUGUUUUACAGUUGUUGAAAAGUUUUAUAGUGUCCCUGCAUUGAGACCUGAUAAAAAGCACUUUAUUUUUCACACAUUAAAUAUAUAAGUGUGUACCUCAGUAACUAUGUGUUACACAGUGCUCUCUUUUCUCUAAGUACUACUUGGUUUAACACAUUUUUUAAACUGUUUUCCCAAGAGACCUUUAGUUAAUGCCAAACAUUUAUCUUUUGAAGUUAGUGAAUGGUCUCUGGAGAGAGCUUAAACUUAGAGGGAACACCUUUUUUUAUUUUUUUUUUAUUCUCUCUCUUAUUAUUUUUAUUGUAAUGCAACAGGCCCUCCAGUUGUCUGUAUUCUAGAAGGCUACAGAUUUAUGGUUUUUUCAUGCUUGGAAACAAUGUAUCAAUCUUUGCAAAAAGUUGUAGGUGUGAUUCAUUAGCAUACCAGUAAGUAUUUGUGCGUGUGUAAUAGAGUGGCUGUGCAGUGUGUAAAUAUUUUAAAUUAUUAUAAUAGAAGAACAGUUGUUGUGUCCCAUCCCUGCCCCUGCUGAGGAAUGUCAGUAAGGUGGUGUAAGUGACCCCUGAUGGGGUGCACAGAAAUUGGAUACAUAGACCAUGUACUGGGCAGGUAAUCUAUAAACAAACUCUCAGUUUGUCUCCUGGCCAAACAGGAUGGAUAGGAUACUGGAUAGCUAUGUGCCAAAUACAGUUGUUAUGCUUCUUGCAGAUGCUUGUUUCCCUCUGUUAUAUAGGAUAUGUAAAUUUAUGACCAGCAGCUGCAAAACAGGCUAGUUUAUUGAAAAAGAUGAGUUUAUUGAAAGAGAUGAGGGAGGUAAGAUGAGGAACCAUUCCCUCAAGAUCAACAACUCCCAGUUGUACAGUUCCUUUGUGGUGUUUGCAGAGAUACAAGAAUUUUAACACAGGGAUCUGUGUUACUUCUGCAUCCCUCCUGAGAGACAUUAUAAAAAUCCUCUUUUCAAGUUAUUGGAGAACUCUCAGACCAGAAGAACCCCAGAACAGAAAAUUAUUUUCUGUAAAACUGAAGAAGAGAUGGGGAAAUUUGAAUAAAUUAUACAGAAAAGUCAACAAGAUUACAGAACUUAGUGUAACAAGGUGAUAUGUUAAAUAUUUAUGGAGUAUUUCAGCUGCCAGGCUAAUCACACUGUGUAUAGGCAAAGUGCCAAAACUUAUAAGAAGUUAGGUCAGAUACAUACAAAGAAAUACAGACCUAAUAAACCUAAUCACAACUGUGAAUAUUGGUUCACUAAGCUUGUAUUUCAACUGGAAGUUGAAGUGUGUGAGAAAUAAUCUUAUCUGGAAGAUGAAUGAGUCAAACGAGUUGUGGAAAUUGCCAUAGAAGGCAAAAUGUGCUUUAAACAUGUAUAUGUUUACUGUACACAGAAGGCAGCUGUCAUAUCAGUGGGAGCUUUCUCACAGGUGUCAGUCUAACACCACAAGCUCUGGAGAAGGCUAUGUAAUGUGAUCAUCCAUUGGUAUUGUAAUGCAACAACCAGUCAGCCAUUACUGAUGCUGUUUGCUGGGUGUUCUCUUAAGCUACCUUGGGUAUUGACACUCAAAAGGGUUUUUGAGUAUCUUCUAGAACUGUCCUAAUUAUAUGCUAACAGAGCUUCUAAUAACAGGUGAUUAUAGUUCUCUGUAGUUGUGGAGUCUGACUUCUUCCUUAGUGAGCAUGUUGCAGGACUGGCAGAGACUGUAUGCCUAAUCCUUUAUUUUGUGUGUACAGAAGGCUCCUAAAUAAGGGUAUUAUAAAAAGAAAUAGUAGGCUCAAUUGCGUGUCAAACCAAAGAUUAUUUUUUUCUUCCUGGAGGACUUGUCUGGAAUGUGCAUAGAGCAUCUGUUAAGUGGAAUACAACCGGAAAGUACAACCUUUUCUUAUGGGUCAAGUUACAGACCUUCAGUAUUGCAUUUCCUUUCAGACUACUGCUGUACUACCAGAAAAUAGGAUACCAAUUAUUUACAUUCUCCUACUUUAGUGUUAUGACUACUAUGCCUUUGUUGUAUGAGUUUUGAGGCUGUGCCAGUGUCUGUUUACUUAUAUAUACUCCAAAGUGAAGCAAGCAAUUCUGCAAGCUUUGAACUACCUAAUGAGAGUUUCAUUACUGGACAUGUUUUGAAAAAAAGCCUAGGAGCAUUAUGGCUUUCUUCUCUUCUGAGAAGAGACACAGAGCACAGUUUAAAAUCUUGCAUUCAUUUUGUCAUAAAGGUACAGCUAUUGUCUGAAAUUUUCAUGCUCUGGUUAUUUAAUGCCCAUCUGUGUCUUGACUGAUAUAAAUUAUUUAGUGUCUUUCCCUGUUCCAGUUAUACAAUAUCCAAAUGGGACUAGUAGCAAUUCCCUUUUUUUAGCAGGUAUUGUGUGUUUUUUACAAGGUAAGUAUUCUCUGUACUGUGCUGCUACUUCUCUUCAAUUGUAUUCAAAACAAACAGGGAUUGUGGGGAUCAGUGUUGUGCAUUAGAUUUUAUAGUUCUCAUUAAUUACCUUGUUAUGGAGAGCAACAUAGCUACAGAUUGAGUACAAGUAUGCAGGUGAAUUUGUGAUGCUGAUGUAAAACAACUGCAUCUGAUCUGAUUCAGAAUUCUUUAUGUUUGUAAAUGAACUUUGUUGACAUUAAAAGCUGCUAUUACUAAA
Melospiza melodia melodia is the source of this 4262-nucleotide messenger RNA. RefSeq names its product repulsive guidance molecule BMP co-receptor b (gene RGMB). Gene Ontology annotation, molecular function: coreceptor activity. The transcript has 3 exons. Lineage: Eukaryota; Metazoa; Chordata; Aves; Passeriformes; Passerellidae. The record is from RefSeq and is a predicted model, not a curated record. The coding region runs from base 11 to 1492 and encodes 493 amino acids. Gene Ontology annotation, cellular component: plasma membrane. Gene Ontology annotation, biological process: BMP signaling pathway.